Pseudophryne corroboree (corroboree frog) is the source of this 2229-nucleotide messenger RNA. Its product is annotated as fatty acyl-CoA hydrolase precursor, medium chain-like. Lineage: Eukaryota; Metazoa; Chordata; Amphibia; Anura; Myobatrachidae. The record is from RefSeq and is a predicted model, not a curated record. The coding region runs from base 255 to 1934 and encodes 559 amino acids. The transcript has 13 exons.
GUACACAGCAAGAGAGACUGGAAACUGAUUGCAGAUCCAGUAGCUACACUUAGCUUGUACUAUGCUCUGAUACAACAUAAGAAAGGUUUUGUAGCUACAUGUCCUGAUAUAGAUAUGAAACUUGUACAGUUUAUCAGCCAGUGACAAGUCUUCAGCAGCCAAUCACAAGUCUGCACUGAGGAUAAAGUAUCAUCCCAUAACAAUUCUCAUUUAUACUCCGGGAAUCUGGCGGAAGCGCUGCACAGUCCUGAGAAAUGGGGUCUCUGAUGAAAGGAAUUAUACUGUGCUGCCUCGCACUGGGGUCGCUGGCAGCAGGGAAGGAAAAGGAUAGGCCCAUAGUGGACACACAGUACGGGAAACUCAGAGGGAAGACGUUAGCGGUGAAGGAAGCCGACAGAACUGUGGACGCUUUCUAUGGGAUCCCAUUUGCAAAGCCACCAGUUGGCCCAUUAAGACUGGCAAGACCAGAACCCCCAGAGCCCUGGGGCUCCAUCCGAGAAGCCUCUGAAAAUCCUCCCAUGUGUCUGCAGAAUCUAGAGAUCUUGGGUCAACUACUACAGAUGAUUAAGAUGAAAGUUACCUUCCCCCCAGUGUCUGAGGACUGCCUGUACCUGAAUAUCUUCUCUCCAGCCGACCGAGGGCAGAGUGCGAGAUUACCUGUGAUGGUGUUUAUACACGGAGGCGGUUUGGUGUUGGGAGGGGCGCUGCUGUAUGAGGGCUCAGCAAUGAGCGCCUUUGAAAAUGUUGUUGUUGUUUCUAUCCAGUAUCGAGUGGGACUCAUGGGUUUCCUCAGUUCUGGUGAUAAACAGUUACCGGGAAACUACGGAUUCUUCGAUCAGGUGGAAGCACUCCGGUGGGUUCAGAGAAAUAUUGCAGAUUUCGGAGGUGACCCCAAGUCCGUCACUAUAUUUGGAGAGUCUUCUGGAGGAGCUAGUGUCUCUGCCCUGGUGUUAUCUCCCUUAGCCAAAGGCUUGUUCCACAGAGCCAUUUCAGAGAGCGGAGCAGCCCUCAUGCCAGGAUUGAUGGCCAAAUCAGUCCAGGAAGCUACUUCUAUCAGAAACGUAAUUGCGGAUGUGGCCGGCUGUGACCAGAACAAGUUGCUGGAUUGUUUCAAGACAAAAACUGCAGAAGAAAUCUUGUCUAUAGGUUCUAAACUGCAAUUGGCGGUUCUGCCCGCAAGUAUAGACGGGACAUUUCUUCCUAAGCCUGCAGAACAGAUCUUGGCUGAUAAGGAGAUUAACCCCGUUCCGUUUUUGGCUGGCAUGUCGGAGCAGGAGUGUGGAUGGAUCUUUGUAUUGGCCAUGAAUAUUAGUGACGUUAUAGACGGAAUGGACAGAGAAACUGCCCACAAAGUGCUAAAAAAGGUCCCCCUUCUGAGUCCUUUGUCUGGUGCUGCUUCCCUGCUGCUAGAUGAAUACCUGGGGGAUGUCACCGAUCCCGCUGAAAUCCGCGACCGCUUCCUUGACAUGUGCGGAGACUUCCUUUUUGUGAUGCCAGCACUUAAGACUGCUAAAUAUCACAGAGAUGCCGGGCAGCCAGUCUACUUCUAUGAAUUCAAACACCGUCCGUCAUUCUAUAAGGAUUCUAGACCAGACUUUGUGAGAGCCGACCAUGGAGAUGAGCUGUACUUCGUGACAGGAGCGCCCUUCCUGACAGAGAAUCAGCUGUUCACAGAUGAGCCGGAGGAAAAAGAGAAGGUUCUGAGUAAGAGAAUCAUGAAAUAUUGGGCCAACUUUGCCCGCACCGGCAACCCCAAUGGUCCGGGCCUCACCCACUGGCCUCAAUACAACAAAGAAGAAGGGUAUAUGAAGAUCAAAAUAAAACUAGAGUCUGGCAAAAGAUUGAAAGCGGAUAAAUUCAAAUUCUGGACGACAACCCUUCCUGAGAAAGCCCGGGAGUUUCUGAAGGAAGAGGAACCCCGUUCUGAGCUGUAGAGUUCCACAGAUGAUCCCCGAGAAAGAACGUGUUUACGAACGCUUUAUGAGGAGAAUAUGCAGACCAUGGCCCUAACAUAUUCCAGCUCUGCUCUGCAUGGAGAACACAUCAGGUCUCAGGUUCUAGAUCCUGGCUCUGUGUAACAUAGAACCCACCUUGAAUGGAGCCGUAGUAACAGAAGUGCUUCCUACAAAUACUCAAUAAAUGCUUCACUCGAUUGAUGGUACAACCAUAAGUAUUGAUAAUGUGACAAAUCAUCAAAUAACUCAUUCAUUAAAGCGAAAACUAUUUUUA